Xyrauchen texanus (razorback sucker) is the source of this 2375-nucleotide messenger RNA. It is a transcript of the gene nol12, whose product is annotated as nucleolar protein 12. Gene Ontology annotation, molecular function: RNA binding. NCBI's taxonomy places the organism in Eukaryota, Metazoa, Chordata, Actinopteri, Cypriniformes, Catostomidae. Gene Ontology annotation, cellular component: nucleolus. Bases 74 to 760 code for a protein of 228 amino acids. The transcript has 6 exons. The record is from RefSeq and is a predicted model, not a curated record.
UGGAUUUCCGGUCGUUCCCAGAAGCGGAAGUAGCACACGGAGCGUGUCACACGUGUUUAAUAACAUCGCGAAAAUGGUGAAAAACGGGCAGUUUAAACAGAAAUCAAAGUUUAAAUCUUCAGCGAAACAGAGGAAAUGUGUGCUGAUGUUCGACGAUAAAGACAGACAAGAAUUCCUGACGGGAUUCCACAAGAGGAAAGUGGAGCGGCGUAAAUUGGCACUGAUUGAGAUGAAGAACAGGCUGAAGGAGGAGCAGAAGAGAGUCCGCGAGGAGAGACACAAAGAAUACACGAAGAUGCUGAAGGAGCGACGGGAAGCUCUGGAUGAGGCAGAUGAACUGGAAGACGCGAUCACCGCGACCAGCGAGUGCGUUCAGUACGAUCACCCCAACCACACCGUUACCGUGACGACCAUCAGUGACCUGGACCUAUCAGGAGAGAGAUUACUGGAGCCAGAAAGAGUGCAGGAUGCUGAAGACGGGGAGGAAGGUAAGGAUGAAGAGAAAGUGACGGCUCUUCCAAAGAAAUCCGGGAACCCCAUCCUCUCUAAAAAGAUUCAGUCGCUUACGGCGUCGCUGCAUCUUUACACUAAACGGACGAAAAAGAGCAAACAGAAGCACAAUGGGAAACAGGAAAUGAGGCGUCGAAAUGGGCAGGGUGACAGGAAGUCAUUCACUCAAGACAACAAGCUCCGCCUCGGCAGAACCACCAAGAAAGAGCGACGCAGACGGACAGGCAGGAAGAGGCGGGGUGAGGACUGAGCCCCGCCCACUGACUCCCAUUUAACCCGUUUUAUUGGGUCAGAAUGACCCAAGACACCAGCACACGCUCGAUGAACUGACCGUUAACUCCGUGUUUGUAUUUACUUAAAGAGACAUUAAAAAGAGAUCUUUUCCAUCUUGAUGUGUUGCAUUUAAUGUCUUUUUAUGUUUUCGGAGCCUGUUGAUAUCAGGACAUGAGAGUAUGAAUGAGGGUCAUCAAUCGAUUCCAAUUUUUACAAAUUACGGAUUAAUAACAUAAUUAAAAUAAUCACAUGUAUCAGUAUUUGCUAAGAAAGGCCUACAAAUAAAGGUAACUCAAUAUAAUCCAUAAUAAUUAAAAUCAUUAUAAAUAUAUGAACUAUUAUAAUUCAGAUGUAUUGCAGUAUUUUGACUCAAGUCAAUUUUAUUUGUAUAGGGCCUUUCACAACACACAUCGUUUCACAGCAACUUUACAGAUGAUAAAACUAUAAUGUUGAUGAAUCAUCAUUGUGUAUUUAGAUAAUAUAUGAUUGUUAAUCGUGUUUAAAAAUAAGUAAUUAAAUAAUAAUUGUAUUAAUAACCCAAGUGAGCAGCUGAAAGCGACUGAAGGAACACAAAACUCCAUAAAAUGUUGAUUAAUGGAGAAAAAUAACCUUGGGAGAAACCAGACUCACUGUGGGGGCCAGUUCCCCUCUGACUAACCCCACCCUAACCCUAAACCAGACUCACUGUGGGGGCCAGUUCCCCUCCGACUAACCCCACCCUAACCCUAAACCAGACUCACUGUGGGGGCCAGUUCCCCUCUGACUAACCCCACCCUAACCCUAAACCAGACUCACUGUGGGGGCCAGUUCCCCUCUGACUAACCCCACCCUAACCCUAAACCAGACUCACUGUGGGGGUCAGUUCCCCUCUGUCUAACCCCACCCUAACCCUAAACCAGACUCACUGUGGGGGUCAGUUCCCCUCUGUCUAACCCCACCCUAACCCUAAACCAGACUCACUGUGGGGGUCAGUUCCCCUCUGGCUGACCCCACCCUAACCCUAAACCAGACUCACUGUGGGGGUCAGUUCCCCUCUGUCUAACCCCACCCUAACCCUAAACCAGACUCACUGUGGGGGUCAGUUCCCCUCUGGCUAAACCCACCCUAACCCUAAACCAGACUCACUGUGGGGGCCAGUUCCCCUCUGGCUAACCCCACCCUAACCCUAAACCAGACUCACUGUGGGGGCCAGUUCCCCUCUGACCAACCCCACCCUAACCCUAAACCAGACUCACUGUGGGGGCCAGUUCCCCUCUGAUUAACCCCACCCUAACCCUAAACCAGACUCACUGUGGGGGCCAGUUCCCCUCUGACCAACCCCACCCUAAACCAGACUCACUGUGGGGGCCAGUUCCCCGCUGACCAACCCCACCCUAAACCAGACUCACUGUGGGGGCCAGUUCCCCUCUGACCAACCCCACCCAAACCCUAAACCAGACUCACUGUGGGGGCCAGUUCCCCUCUGACCAACCCCACCCUAACCCUAAACCAGACUCACUGUGGGGGCCAGUUCCCCUCUGACCAACCCCAUCCUAAACCAGACUCACUGUGGGGGCCAGUUCCCCUCUGACCAACCCCACCCAAACCCUAAA